AUGGGUAUUUGUUCACUUUCUGGCCACUUUAAUCCGAAUAUAUCCUUCGAUAGUUGGUGGUGUCGUAUUAAAAGCUAUGCUUUAUACGUCACAGGAUCUGUCUAUUUCUAUUCAUUUUUACUCCAAUCUGUCUAUCAUAUGUGUCGUAUUGUAUAUCAUACUCGAGUAAAUUUACGAUCCUUUCGUCUCUAUAAAAAUCUGUCUAUUGCUCAAUGGAUUCUUGGCUUUUUACAACUUUUACCAAGUUUAUGCAUUGGUGAUAUUGAUUAUUUACCAACUGAUUAUCAUUGUCAAUUGUCACCGAAAAAUCUCCAUGCAACUUUGACAGGAUUGUCCAUUUUAUUUCUAAUUCCACUUAGUUUAACAUUGAUCUGCUAUGUUUGUACAAUGUAUUAUGUUCGGUCACGAAAUAUAGCAUUGGGACCGAUUGGCCGAAGUUCAAAUAUUCAUCGAGAUUUGACUGUAUUCACCCGCUUAGUUAUACUACUCACAUUCGUCACAACUGUUGCUCUACCACAUGUACUUAUACCAAUUGCUUAUGUUGCCAAUGACUAUUUACCUCUAUGGACAAGUCCUUUUGAGUGGUCACUUACUCUUUUCUCUUUAAUUUGUGUGGCUAUUACUCAAAUAUUUGUUUCGUCACAUUUGAAAAAAAUCUUCACCUGGCCAAUUCGUGUACAUAUGACGACGGUUCUGCCAUAUCAAGCAGAAUAA
This is a messenger RNA of Rotaria sp. Silwood2, 714 nucleotides long. NCBI's taxonomy places the organism in Eukaryota, Metazoa, Rotifera, Eurotatoria, Philodinida, Philodinidae. The record is from the annotation of a GenBank genome assembly.